Prorocentrum cordatum is the source of this 330-nucleotide messenger RNA. The record is from the annotation of a GenBank genome assembly. Lineage: Eukaryota; Dinophyceae; Prorocentrales; Prorocentraceae.
AUGGCUGGGUCGCAGAAGACCCAGUCGAAGGGCCCCGGCCAGCGCCGCAGGCCGCAGGCCUCCAUCGUCUGCGCCGCCAUGCACACCUCCUGCGCCCCCCCACGGCGCGGCCCCGGCUGCGGGCCGGCGGCCACGUCGGGCGCGCCGGGUGCUCCGUGCGGACGGCCGGCAGCCAGGGCGGCCUGCAGGAACUCCACGAGCCGCGUGAGCGUGGCGUGCUCGAACAUGAGCGAGGGCAGCAGCCCGAGCAGGGCCUCCGGCCUGCCGGGCCACCGGGCCCGGAGCCUGGCCGCCAGGGCGGCGCUGAACGAGACGGCCACGGCGCGGUGA